Messenger RNA from Puccinia graminis f. sp. tritici CRL 75-36-700-3, 1410 nucleotides. RefSeq lists its product as uncharacterized. The coding region runs from base 1 to 1410 and encodes 469 amino acids. NCBI's taxonomy places the organism in Eukaryota, Fungi, Basidiomycota, Pucciniomycetes, Pucciniales, Pucciniaceae. Gene Ontology annotation, biological process: regulation of release of sequestered calcium ion into cytosol. Gene Ontology annotation, molecular function: calcium ion binding. Gene Ontology annotation, cellular component: sarcoplasmic reticulum lumen. The record is from RefSeq and is a predicted model, not a curated record. The transcript has 5 exons.
AUGGCAGCUACUAGAUCAUCCAGAACUCCGAAAACACGCAAGAACUCAAAGAAGACCGGAUCAACUGCAACACUCACAGUUGCAAACCAAAACAAGAGCAAGAAAAAACCAAACCCUUCUGCAAGGAAGCAUGCCUCGCGUACUCGGAACAAUGGAAACUCCGACUCCGAUAGAACCUCCGAUUCCGAUAGACGCGACUCUGAUGAUGCAAGAGAGGAAGAGGAUCCAAGACCUGAAGGCCAGAAUUCUCCCUCCGAUUCUCCCUCCGACUUUGUUGGCUUGACUGUUGCCAACUUUGAAAGCCAGUUGCCAAAAUGGUCCAUAUAUCAACUCCGUCAAGCCCUUCACAAAAGCAAGGACCCUCCAGCCAACCGUAUUCCACCUGAGGUGCAAGAUGCUUUAACUUUACUCCAGCAAAAUUACAUCAAAAGCAAGCUUAUGCUUGCUGCAAUCGGAAAUGUUAGUGAAGAAACAGUCAACAAAUCACUUGGCGAGAAUAAACCUAGCCGACGGAAAUGUGCCUGGAAUCGAUUUUUGGCUUUUAGCUUGGAGAGUGCAAACACCCCUGUCCCACCCAAAGGUGUCUCUAUUGGUUGGGAAGAAAGGAACCAGCACCUUGGCGAAGUAUGGUCUUCUCUGACUGAGGAUGAAAAGGAUGUGUUCAGUCCAAAAGUCUUCCAAUACUUUUCGAAGAUACCAUGCAGAUUUGGAGAAGAGGAGGAUGACGAUGAAGAUGAGGCCGAACCAGACCUAACUUCUGAGGAGAUCGAACUGUACCAACCUCUCUAUACCAAGCUUUUCAAUCAAGAAAAAGUCGAUAUGAUCAUCUCAAAAGGCGAAAAUGUUGGUAUUGCCAAGGGAACAGCAUUUAAACUGGCAGAGAGGAGUAUGCAGAGAUUAAACAGCGAGCUUUUCACCAUGUCCAACUCGUACAACACCACCUAUUAUCUGCUCACUGCUACACGUGCUCCAGGAAAGAACAGCUUCUGUAAGGAGUGGUCAAACGAUGCUGCUUGGCUCACUCUUGCAGAGAAAAAUUGGAGGGCCAAGGAGAAAUUCGAGGCAUACAGCCAUGGACGAGAGAUUCAAGAAUCGGUAGAAGAUGCCAAUGGUGUGUGUAUGAAGAAAAAGAGGCCUGCCGAUACAAUGAAGAUAAAACUUAGAGCAGCCCUUAACGAAACACUUGCAAAAGCACUUGGGGUUUCAGCCUGUAAAUUUCCCAAAGGAAAGAAUCCAGCAGCUUCCCUACGCGAAAAAAACCGAAACCUGAAGAUGGUUCUGUCCGAAUUCGCUGAAAUGACCGAAGAGAAAUUAAUGACUGGAUUUGAUAGGUUGCAGUUUGAAGAUAGGAAAAAGUGGUAUGCAGACAUUCAAAGCGGUGCUUUCAAGGUUAUCCUUAGCCAAGAUUAG